Dovyalis caffra is the source of this 2169-nucleotide messenger RNA. The record is from the annotation of a GenBank genome assembly. Lineage: Eukaryota; Viridiplantae; Streptophyta; Magnoliopsida; Malpighiales; Salicaceae.
AUGGAUUUCUCAUCUUUCUUGACGUCCUUAGGGACGUCGUUUGUGAUAUUCAUAGUAUUAAUGCUUCUCUUUACAUGGCUGUCGAGAAAGCCUGGAAACUCCGUCGUGUAUUACCCCAACCGGAUCUUGAAAGGUCUGGAUCCCUGGGAGGGUGGGACAAGGACCCGCAACCCAUUUGCUUGGAUCCGGGAAGCCCUCUCUUCCAGCGAGCAGGACGUUGUAAACAUGUCCGGUGUGGACACUGCUGUCUACUUUGUCUUCUUGAGCACUGUGCUGGGAAUAUUGGUUUUGUCUGGCCUUAUUCUGCUGCCGGUUCUUCUGCCUAUUGCUGCCACAGAUGUGAAACUCCAAACAACUAAAAGCAAUCAGACUUUUAGUGAACUUGAGAAGUUAUCAAUGGCAAAUAUUAAGGAUAAGAGUCCAAGGUUGUGGGCAUUCCUGAUUGCGACCUAUUGGGUUUCUUUUGUUACCUAUUUCUUGUUAUGGAAGGCUUAUGUACAUGUUUCUGGGCUGAGAGCAAAUGCUCUAAUGUCUCCUAAACUGAAACCAGAGCAAUUCGCUGUUCUUGUAAGAGACAUACCUCCUGUUCCUGUGGGCCAAACUAGAAAAGAACAGGUCGAUUCAUAUUUUCAAUCCAUUUAUCCGGAGACAUUUUAUAGAUCAAUGGUGGUGACAAACAACAAAAAGGUUAACAAGAUUUAUGAAGAAUUGGAAGGAUACAAGAAGAAGCUCGCACAUGCAGAAGCCGUAUAUGAUGAAUCCAAAAGAACAGGCAAACCAGAAGGAUUGAGACCAACCACCAGAACUGGCCUCCUUGGUCUUGUUGGUAGAAAAGUAGAUAGCAUAGAGUACUUCAAUGAGAAGAUUAAAGAGCUACUCCCAAAGUUGGAAGCCGAACAGAAAAUCUCUCUCAGGGAGAAUCAACAAGCUUCUGCUCUUGUCUUCUUCACCAACAGGGUGACUGCAGCUUCUGCUGCUCAGAGUCUACAUGCCCUAAUGGUCAACACAUGGACUGUCAUGGAUGCCCCUGAACCACGUCAAAUAAUAUGGCCUAAUCUCAAAAUUAAGUUUUUUGAGAGGCAAAUCCGGCAGUAUGUUGUUUAUUUUAUUGUGGCUUUGACCAUAAUGUUUUAUAUGAUACCAAUAGCCUUUAUUUCCGCAUUAACAACCCUGGAUAAUCUGAAGAAACUUCUCCCGUUUAUAAAGCCAAUUGUGAAUAUUGACGCAGUUAAAACAGUGCUGGAAGCUUACCUCCCUCAGAUUGCACUCAUUGUGUUUUUGGCACUGUUGCCCAAGUUACUUUUGGUUCUCUCUAAGGCGGAGGGAAUUCCUUCAGAGAGCCAUGCAGUAAGGGCUACUUCUGGAAAAUAUUUUUAUUUUACUGUACUGAACGUUUUUAUUGGAGUCACACUGGGUGGAACCUUAUUCAGUACAUUCAAGAGCAUUGAGGAUGAUCCAAAUUCUAUUGUUAAAUUGCUUGCGACUAGCCUCCCGGGGAAUGCAACUUUCUUCCUGACUUUUGUGGCUCUGAAGUUUUUUGUUGGCUAUGGACUUGAGCUGUCUCGUGUAGUUCCUCUAAUCAUUUUUCAUCUAAAGAGGAAGUAUCUAUGCAAGACUGAAGCUGAGCUAAAAGAAGCUUGGUCACCUGGAGAUUUAGGAUAUGCAACUAGAAUUCCCGGUGACAUGCUUAUUAUCACAAUCGUUCUUUGCUACUCUGUCAUAGCCCCUCUGAUUAUUCCAUUUGGAGUAGUGUACUUUGGCCUGGGAUGGCUUGUCCUUAGGAAUCAGGCACUCAAAGUUUAUGUUCCAUCCUUUGAGAGCUAUGGCAGGAUGUGGCCCCACAUUCAUACACGAAUCAUAGCUUCUCUGUUAUUAUACCAAGUUACAAUGUUCGGUUAUUUUGGGGUGAAGAGAUUCUCCUUCUGUACGUUGUUUCUAAUUCCACUGCCGAUACUUUCGUUGCUCUUCACCUAUGUCUGUCGGAAGAAGUUCUACCGAUCUUUCUCCAACACGCCUCUUGAAGUUGCUAGCUUUGAAUUGAAAGAAAUUCCUAAUAUGGAACAUGUCUUCAGAUCUUUCAUCCCACCAAGCUUGAGCUCUGAAAAGGCUGAUGAUGAGCAGUUCGAAGAUGCAUUAUCACAAGUUUCAAGAACCGGAUCAUUCGCUUAA